Cryptotermes secundus is the source of this 8290-nucleotide messenger RNA. RefSeq names its product cAMP-specific 3',5'-cyclic phosphodiesterase (gene dnc). Lineage: Eukaryota; Metazoa; Arthropoda; Insecta; Blattodea; Kalotermitidae. The coding region runs from base 130 to 3465 and encodes 1111 amino acids. The record is from RefSeq and is a predicted model, not a curated record. Gene Ontology annotation, cellular component: perinuclear region of cytoplasm; cytosol; nucleus. The transcript has 15 exons. Gene Ontology annotation, molecular function: 3',5'-cyclic-AMP phosphodiesterase activity. Gene Ontology annotation, biological process: signal transduction.
AGUGUAUUGUGAUUUGCGAGGAGUGAUGUGCUUGGCGUUCAUACAGGAAUUACCCAGCGUAAUUAACGUUACACAAUAGAUCCGUUGAUAUUGACAUUUUUAAGUUAUCAUACACUUUAACUGCAAACAAUGAAGGACGAGGAAGAGGAAGUUAGAACUGCUUCUGGUGAAACAUCCAAACAUCAAGUUGGUUCGUUUCAGCAAUCUUUCUCUGCCCGCACUAUGGCCACUAGUUCAAGCAGCAGAAGUAGCCCUUCUGGGAAAUCGUCUGCUCUCACGUCAUCAGAUUCAAGUGACCGAGCCACGAUUCAAAAGCAACAACUUUCAGAAAGCCUACAGAGUUCUACCCUUCGACACUUCGUUUCAUCUUCAAGCUCGAAAUCAGCAAUAAGCAAAUCCCAAGGCAGGCUGACUCAUAUGCUGGCAUGUGAGGCAGGAUCUAAGGAUACUUUAGAUACUGGGCAGGAUAUCUUGGGAAUCGCUACUGAAGAACGGAAGGAAAUGUCUUCGUCAAAAGUGAAACAGACAUCAAAGAGUUCCUUCAUAGCUUCAGCUCAAGAGAAACAGAAGUUUGGAACCAGUUCUUCCCAAUUAUUGUCAUCUUCAUCUGGAGAGUGUCCGGAAGUUUCAGUUAUAUCUAGUGCACAGAGUAUAGCAGCGACGACAAUAUCCCAUACAAAGGAUAUGACAGCUCCAAGCCAGAACCCGGUGACGGCAAAGUGCUCUAUGACGUACCUCUCAGCCUCACAGGAAGAUUACGAAAACAUUCGGCAAAGGAGACACUUGUCGAGAUCUCCAUCUCCGUUGUCUAGCAGCACUGCUUCAGAUGUGUCUGGUAGUGGGUUGUCUCCUGCAAGAACACUAUCCACUGCAAAAUCUGUCGAAACAUCAGCCAUAGGAAGAGAAGGUCGCCAGUGGCUGACAGCCACUGGUAGUAGCGGUUACAGAUCUGAAACUGCGAAGUCAAUGGAAAGUUUACGGAGCAAUAGUGCAACAUCUUCAUCUACUGGUAGCACUGUCCAUCACACUCACAGACAGAGCUUCUUGACCUCGUCCGAAAGAGACAUGAGAAGAGUUGUGGCAAGUUCGGUUGAGGCUAGGUCUUUAGAAAACUUGGAGAAAGAAAUAAGGCUGAUGGGGAAAAGGAAAGUAGUGUCAGGUGAAGAAGUAGUAACAGGUGUUGAAGAGUCCAGUAUGACAGCAGCAGAGAGACGUCGGGGGUUGUAUGCGGGCAUUAUAAACCCGGGUGAACGCAGGAUAACCGUGCCGCAACACCUGUCCCUGCCACCGCCUACAGGGGCUUAUCUGAGCCUCGCCACUCCAGGAGGAGAUCGGAAGCUCACCAUCCUCUCCCCCCACAGUCCGCAUCCGCCGGACCUCCUCCAGUUCACCAGCUCCGUCACUACACUCAAGACCAAGAGGAAGAAGGCCAUGGUGUUACCCCGGCUGAUACUUCCUCGAAGUGAGAGCGACGUUUUUCUCGAUUUCGACGUGGAAAAUGGCACAAGUCCGGGGAGAAGCCCCCUGGACGGCGGUGCAUCCCCGUCGGCGGGCUUGGUUCUCCAGAACUUACCACAGAGAAGGGAGUCAUUUCUAUAUCGAUCCGACUCCGAUUUCGAGAUGUCGCCAAAGUCGAUGUCUCGAAACUCGUCAAUCGCCAGCGAGAGAUACAAGGAAACUGAAACAGUCUUGGAAAGAGCUCAUGGGGAGGACCUCAUUGUCACGCCGUUUGCUCAGAUCUUGGCCAGUUUGCGAAGCGUCCGAAACAAUUUCCUCAGUCUCACAAAUGUACCUACAGCCAAAUCGAGAAGAUCGUCAGGGGCUGCUGGAGGUACCACACCCCAACCAAGAAAUCUGGCUCCAGGGGAUGAUGCCUACAUGAAACUGGCCAUCGAGACGAUGGAAGAAUUGGACUGGUGCUUGGAUCAACUCGAGACCAUCCAGACCCAUCGAUCCGUGUCUGAUAUGGCGUCCCUGAAGUUCAAGCGGAUGCUGAACAAAGAACUGAGCCAUUUCUCUGAGUCCAGCAAAUCCGGGAACCAAAUCUCCGAGUACAUCUGCUCAACCUUUCUCGAUAAGCAACAAGAGUUGGACCUUCCUUCGCUGCGGAUAGAGGAUACAGAACCUCGUACCAACAAGAAGAAAGAACGCCCUCGCCAUGGAUCCACUACAAUGUCCCAGAUAUCAGGGGUCAAAAAGCCCCUGUGUCACACAAACAGCUUCACUGGUGAAAAGGUUCCAAAAUAUGGUGUCGAAACUCCAUAUGAGGAAGACCUUGGCAAGAUGCUGGGAGAAAUAGACAGAUGGGGAAUUGACAUCUUCAGAAUAGGAGAUCUGUCAAAUAACCGCCCUCUGACAGCAGUUGCGUAUGCUGCCUUCCAGAGUCGUGAUCUAUUGAAAACCUUCUUAAUCCCACCAAAGACUUUCAUCACGUUUAUGAUGACUCUAGAGGAUCAUUAUGUCAAAGACAACCCGUUCCACAACAGUAUGCAUGCUGCUGAUGUCACUCAGUCUACCCAUGUCCUCCUCAAUACACCAGCUCUCGAAAGCGUCUUCACACCGUUGGAGAUCACAGCAGCCCUCUUUGCAGCCACAAUCCAUGAUGUAGAUCACCCAGGUCUCACAAAUCAGUUCCUUAUUAACUCCAGUUCAGAACUGGCGCUUAUGUACAAUGACGAGUCUGUGCUGGAGAACCAUCACCUGGCCGUAGCAUUCAAGUUGCUGCAGAAUGAAGGAUGUGAUAUAUUUGUGAACUUGGGCAAGAAACAGCGGCAGACACUAAGGAAAAUGGUGAUUGACAUGGUCCUAUCGACUGACAUGUCUAAACACAUGAGCCUUCUUGCUGAUCUCAAGACUAUGGUAGAGACAAAGAAAGUCGCUGGCUCUGGCGUUCUUCUUCUUGAUAACUACACUGACAGAAUACAGGUACUAGAGAAUCUGGUUCACUGUGCAGACUUAAGCAAUCCUACAAAACCUCUGCCGCUGUAUCGUCGGUGGGUGGAUCUUCUGAUGGAGGAAUUCUUCCAACAGGGUGAUCGUGAGAGAGAACAGAACCUUGACAUAAGUCCCAUGUGUGACAGGCACAGUGCGACCAUUGAGAAGUCUCAGGUUGGAUUCAUUGACUACAUUGUGCAUCCCUUGUGGGAAACUUGGGCAGAUUUGGUACAUCCAGAUGCUCAAGAUAUCCUGGACACAUUGGAAGAGAACAGAGAUUGGUACCAGAGCAUGAUACCUCCGAGUCCGCCACCAGCAGAACUGAGAGAGCAGACAGAAACAGAAGAAGAUAUCGGAGAUGACACAACAGAUGAGAGUGGAAGUGAAAGGGGGAGAUCUGGGGGUGGUGGUGGUGGAGGAGGGGGAGGAGGACAAGAUCGAAUUCGGUUCCAAGUGACACUGGAAGAGGGCGAAGGUGAGGGUGAAGAAGGAGAAGAAGCAGGUGGCACAAGUUCAGCAGCGGGAAUGUGACGGAGGUUCCUGGGACUAUGUAGGAAACUGCACGAGAAGGUGCAACAAUGGUGGAGAAUUCGCCAGUGAGAGAAGCUGCAACUGCAGGAAAAAGGAUUGUCUACACCAGGAGUGUAUUGAUGAGUACUGGGGUCAUCACCUGAGAUGUCACUGGAUUGGAGAGUAAAUGGAGAGUGAAACCUCUUCGAGAUUUCUCUGUGUGUUAUAGCAUCAUACCUCAAGUUGGAAGAAGAAUUAAGAUAGAAAUAUAUCUGAAUUAAGGUAUAAAUUAUUGGAAGAAUUUCCCAUAUGUAUAAGGGCAAGCAUGAUAGUGAGGAAUGGUGUUUAACCAGUCUGGGCCAUGAAAAAAGGAAGAAAAAGUUGCAUAAUGUUUCAUGCUUUCUUCAUAACAUAACAUCAGUUUUAUUAUUGGAGAAAAAUGGGUACUGGAAACGGUGAUACAAGAGGAAACUUUGUUGCUGAGGGGUAAACACACUAAGAAAUGUUGAUAGAAUUAGUUUUCCAAACUUUCCUGAGCAUAGGGUACUGUUUACCUAAUGGAAUAUGAGCUCUAUAAUGUACUGAGAAGGAAAUUAAUUAUUUAUUUGAAUAUGUUACAUAAUGACAAUAUUAUUUUUAUGAUAUUAAACGCAGGUGUUUCUGAAGUGAAUUUUGGCAUGUUGAAUGUGUACCCAAAGCACAACAGAAAAUUGAGCUUUCAAUUUUAUUUUAGAUUUAUUGGUACUGUACUAAGAAAGAAAUGUUACUUUUAUGUAAAUAUUACUUGUAUAUUAUUUCAAAUUAAGAAAAAUUGCUACACUGCUACGUGCCCCAUAAGACUGAACCCAGAGCUUCGUCUUUCAAUGUUUUUACCCAGCUAAAUAGUAUUGUGCCAGUUAUAAAAAAUUCUUUUUUAAUAAUAUGAAUGCUCUAGGAAAUGUCACUGGGAUUGGUAGUAUGUUUGUUCACUGGGUACUUUCAUGGCCUUCUAAUAUUAAUAUAAGAACUACACAUUACAUUAUGGACUCUUUGUAGCAACAUAAGUAGCCAUGCAAAAAUGAACAUGGCAGAAGUAAAAAUACAUAUUUCUUACCAAAGAUGUUUGCUUUCUCUUUUACCCUGUUGAAGUAGCCAUGAUAAUGUAAAACUGGAGCUUAGAGCUACAUUGUAAAUUGAAAUAAUGAUACGUGUUUAUAUGCUUAAAGUGUUGUUUCUUUUAUGAUAAGAACUAGUAGUAUUACAUGGAAUGGGUUACAGGGAUGUGACAUGUCCAGCUUUGCAGCCAGGUGAAUGAUAUACUUGUUCAUACAGAUGCUGGAAUUGCAGUAUGCAAGAUAUUCCAGGCAGUUAGUGUGUGGUUAUGUUCUGGUGUUACUGACGUGCUGAUUGAAUCCUUCAGAGAUCAAUGUAGAUGGCUCAUGAUAGCUCAGGAAAAUGGAUUGAAGUUAUUUGCUGAUUGGAGCAGAACCAAAGUGAAAGAUUUGCCAUUCAUAUUGUAAAGCGUGACUAUGAAAGUAGGUAUAAUGUUUUGGCAAUAUAUAAUAGGGUAAUAUGUUUUGAUGAUUUAGGUAAUAUAAUAGGAGAUAUGUAAUAGAAUAAUUUUACUCAAGGUAUUUGUUUUGGUGCAGGUCACCGAUAAAUGGAAUUUACAAAAGUCCGACUAACUUUUAGCCUAGCCCAUAAACAUGUAAGAAGUGUGGUGUCUGUUAAGACACUUUUUACCCAGCCUAUGCCUCAAAGUCCUAUCCCAUCAGAUGAUAUUCAUAAACACCGUAAAAAAGUCAAAUUGUGGCUAACUAUGUCAUAAGACUUUUUUUAUUCAGUGUAACAUUUUUUGUUACAAAUUUAAGUCAAGGUUGGUAGUGAAUACAUAAGUGCUUGGCAGGCUUAAAACAUGAACUCCGAAUGUUAGAGACAGAACGCGGGACGUUACUGGAUAUUAAUUAUUUAAAUAAGUAAAAUAUGCUUAAUAAUACAAAUCCCUAUUAUUAAGAAAGGUAUAAGCAGGGUCUCCACCACACAAAAAUAUACCAUAGACAUCAUAUUUCUCUUUAUAUUGACUUAAGAAUAAAAUGUGUAAUUGUUACUGCAUGAGUAUACAGACCCUGGCGGGAUAUUUUUUUUUGUAUAUUUCGCAAAAUUGACAUUGAAGAGAAAAUAUGACUAUUUAAUUAGUUCAUAGUUUUCUAUUCUGUUGCUUCUUCAGCCAUAAAAUUUCCAUAUGUGGAAUAUUUUGAGAAAUUUGACACAGAAACAUUAAAUAGUGUUGGGAUAGAAAGUAACAAUAUGCUGGAUGUUACGGUAAAGUUUUUGUGGUUUUUUUAUACCAUAUUUAUUUAGAUGACACUAAAUCCUGAAAUUUUUCCUAAGUUUUCUUUCCAUUUUGCUUUUGUCCUUUCCCCUCACCUUCAGUUUCACAAGAGAGGUGUGGAUGUUUACUUCUGUGAUGUUUCCAAGCAAACAGAUUGACCUAAGUGGUCUUCAGCUGAUAGUCACAUUCUGAAGUAUUUCUACCUGGAAGGUGAAACUUAAUUGUCAGUUAUUUCUAUAGGUCCACACUGUUGGAUCCUGUACAUUUCAGCGAUUGGCCAUCAGCCUUAAAGCCUCUUGCAGAUGGUAAAUAAAUCACUAGCCUUACCCCUAAAUCCUUAAAGGCACACCUGAAAAAGAUAUUUCUUACCUUAUCUGACUACUGGAUAACUAUUCCCAAAUGCCUAAUUACUAACAUUUUUCAACUGGACUACUUUAAUGAAUGUUUCGGUAUCUAAUGAAGCGCACAAGCCUUGGAGAAGAGUAAAUCAAGAAUAGUAGGUGAUUAGCAUGUCUGUUAUUAGGUUAUGUAUCUAAUGAAAGAAGGUACUGGUUUUCAUCUUCAACCUGGGCGCCAUGUUGCAAUCAUCAUUCAACUGCCGGUCAAGGAAGUUGCUGGAGACAGAAGUAGAUCGUUUGAAUAAGGUAGAAUAAAUAACAAUAGCUCAUUUAUUGUAGCUUGUUUAAUUCCACCCCCCACCACCACAGGUAAUUGGCAUAGGAUUCUAUAUGUUCCUUAAGAUUUAUACAAGGUUGUAUUUGUAAAUAUAUACAGUGAGUCCCCAUAUUAUGAAAGAGAUAUGGUCUUGGAAAUGUGUCCAGUCCAUACUGUAAAGACUAUUUUUCCAUUGGUUCCCAUGUUACAAGUGAAGAUGCUUUCCAAUGAACAUUUUUUACGUUUACAGCUCUGCACAUUUGACCCAUCUACGUAAUUAAUAGCAAGUACACAAAAGUAACCUCAAAAACUUGUUGGCCUUUCUGUAUAUAUUCAAGGAACGAAAUACAGUGCACAAUCUAUAAUGAAAUGGGAACAGCAACAGUGUUACCAACCAUUCUUAUAUAUCAUUGCAUGUGCACAGGCAAGCCUGUGCUUGCUACAUGACUGAAGCUUACACUAACAUGAUCAGAAUUUCUUAGUUUGGGCUUAAAUUGUUAUUGCUUUGCAUUUUACCCAAAAUUUCCAUGAAUUUUGUGGUAAUGUUUUAUAAGUUCUGUAAGGGAGAAAUUUUAUUGUCUGAUUAAAAUUGGAAAUAUAUUGAUAUGAGGAAUCUCUGUCAGUUCAAUAAUUAAUUUACCAGUUCAUAUUUUCAUGAGUAUUAUGUUUUACACAUGUGAAACAUUCAUUAAAUCUGUCCUUUCAUUUUAAGUUUGUGACUUCCAUUAUCUCAUUCUAUUAAUGCACCGUCCAAAUAAAUUUCUGUCCCAACAGAUGCAUCAAAAACAAACAAAAUUUAAAAUAUAUCCUGAAUAAAAAUAUAAUUAUUUUUAUGUGUCCUAAAUAGAUGGAUCAUGUUCAAAAGAUAACAUUAUUCCUAUUCCCUACAUAUUUUAUUUUUUGUUUUUCAGUCUGCCAGGGCCAAGCAUAGAGGAAAUGAGAAAUACCUAAAUCAUUGGUUAUAUCGUUAAUGUAGAAUCGUGUGAUAUGUUUUUGGUGUGAUGAUGCGUGUUACUAUUAAUAUUGUGUAUAUGUCAUGUACAGUAAUUCUUUUGUCUUUGUUUUUCUUGUUAAUGUAAAUAAAUAAGCAGAACAAGCACAUCAUGUACAGCUGUGCAUUUUUCAAAUUUGUAGAGCUGAUUGACUGAUGGGCAGACAGAUAUUGCAGCACAAUUAUCCAAUCCCCUCCUAUCUGCCACCUUCUUGGUCUCGUUAUGAAAAAGUAAAACACUGAACGAGAAUCAAUAUAUGUAAAUUGAGUGAAUGUUACAUAUGAUUUUUCCUUACCAGCACUUUUCUCUGUAAAUUGUUUAUUUUUCUAAAGAGGUUUUAUGGCGUAAAAUAUGAAACUACAGAAUUUUAAUGCAGUAUUCCCAAAUAUGCUAUUAAAGCUCUUUUCAGUUUAUACUCUUUGAACAAGAAUACUUUAUGUUCUCAUUGUUGGUAAAUAACACUGGUUACCAUUUAAAAUGGGACUUAGAAAUUGUGAUCUUGAUGGCUGUGAUAAUGCUUUUAUUUUAACCAUUAUUGGAUUAUCAGUUUCAGCAGUGCAGAAAUUUCAGCUGCUCCUUAAUGAAUUUUUGAGUUCAAAUUCUAUACCUGAAUUUCAUUAUUUUUCUUUAGUACAUGUUAUCCAUCUGAUGUGACAUAUCACAAAAAGAAUUUCAAUCAUAAACGUUCAUUACUGGCAUAUUUUUCACUUGUUGGCCAGCUGUACAGAGAACCAUGCAUUUCAUUCUUUAGUGUUUCUGGAAACCAUACCUAUCUUGAUGAAAAUAAUACCAUUAGAAUUAUCACUCUGUAAGUAGCAGUGGAAGUUUUGUAAUGUAUGGUUGUGAUUGAAAUUGAAUGCAGUUAUAAAAUAUAAUAUAUUAAACAAUC